CCAGUGUUCGGAGGCACCUAGAGACAUAGAGCGCACCGCACAGUUUUUAUUUCUACAGUGAGGUUAAACCAUUGAAAAGUUAUAAGUUAUAGAAUCCACAAAGUUUCAGGUGGUUUCAAAGCAAUCUUAAUAUCAGAGGUAUCAGGACACACCCUUGAAACACACAAACUCAUCGAGGAGCGUGUAUUGUCUUGGAGUAAGUGAUAUAAUAGAGAAAUUAAUGAGAACAGAGUGGUGAGGAGCCAAGAAAACCUAUUGUUUUGAGCAGAAAGGGGUUCAGCUAAAAACACCCAGUGAUAAGCUCAAUUAAUGAGUGAUUUGACAAAAACCUAAUGGGAACACCUUUAGUUUGUGAAUUAGCCGUGGGAGGUUGGUUUGAUCCUAUAGAUAGUAGAUCAGGGUGCAGGCGUGAUCUGCAAUAAACCCUCGUCAUGAGUUCUAGAAGAAAGUCAAGACGUAGUCUCAGCCUGAGAACUUCUUCCUUUAUCCGACUAAUCAGUCCGUUCCGGAGUAGAUCUGUCAACAUUUUCCAGAUCCCACAAGAAGAGGAUGAAAACAAGGUUCGUCUCCACUCCGCUAAGUCGGAUUCUCAGCUCCAUGUGUCUUACAAGAUGGAACAGUAUAAAAGACAAUGUCGGAUACUUGAUAGCUCAGGACGAAUAAUAACAAACUCUCCAAACCUAAGUUCUCCGCAUGUUGGAUAUGUAAAAAAUAAUCUAAACCUAGACCCACAAGACCCUCCGGAGAGAAAUAUGUUCGUGAGCAAUCCUAAUUUAUCAAAAAACGUGUUGGACACAUCCUGGCUUAGUCAGGAUAAGAUGAAUAGAAAUAUAACGGAGACUAAUUGGAUCGGGGAGAAGGAUCGUAUAAGGCUAGGACUGUUAGGUCGGAGCGCUGUGAGUUAUCAGAAUAUCAGUCCCUCGGGGGAUAUAUUUGCGGAGAAAAACAAAGAGUGUGUCGAAAGCAAUCCUUCAAGCAGUUUCUCCGCGGAGGGAAGCAGAUCAACAACUAACGUAGCUUGGCUGGUCGGAGCAGCAAACCCUCCAGUUCUAGAACAUCAUAUAGAUAUCCUGGAUAAACAGGAGAUAAAUCCUCCAUCCCAUCUAGAGGUUGCUCCUAUAGGGUCAACUCUUAAAGUGAAAGAUAUGGGUUAUUCUCUCACCCGGAGCAAGACUGUCAGUGAUAUGCCCCUAUGGGCCCGUGAUAUAAGCAGUGAGGAUGAGUCCAAACCUAGAGCUUGGACAGACUCGGUUCGAAUUAUCUCCGAUGAGUCGGAGACAAUGUCUGACUCUGGGUCAGGGUUGACAGCAGCAACCCUGGUUACCAUGGGUUCACUCCGGAGUAAGAUUGUUAAACACCGAACCCUGUUAGGGAGCUCCACCCGGCUAUACAAGUUUAGCCAAUCCUUGAGCUCCCUUACAACCGUGGGAUCGGAGAGCAGAACCUCGUCCUGGGAGCGAACCAUGUCACAGAGAAAAAGGUAG
Messenger RNA from Eurytemora carolleeae, 1484 nucleotides. RefSeq lists its product as uncharacterized. NCBI's taxonomy places the organism in Eukaryota, Metazoa, Arthropoda, Copepoda, Calanoida, Temoridae. The record is from RefSeq and is a predicted model, not a curated record. The transcript has 3 exons. Bases 432 to 1484 code for a protein of 350 amino acids.